CAAUCCACCAGCAUCAACCACGCAACGGCUAGUACGGAGGGAGAGGGGGGCAAGCAGCGAGCAGUGCCGUCUCCUCGUCCGUUCCCUGAGGCUGAGAGCCUGAGACAACGGUCAUAUUACCGUUGUCCUGCCACAAUUCCAACUUUUUAAACCUGCCGCAGGGCCUUCGCCGUCUCCCCCAGCUCUCUCUCCCGCUCCUUCGCCCUCGCACGUCGUUUCUUUCCUCGCGAGCGACGCGCGCUUCUCACCCGCAUCGCCGAUGGAGACGCCGCUGUCCACCAGGAGGAUCACCCGCUCGCUGGCCGCCGCAUCCGCCCAGAAGAGCGCCGCCGCAGGGAUGGACUCCGCCGCCCUCUUCUCCCUGUCCAAGAACGCCGUCGCGGGGGAGACACACGCACAGACGCGCGCGGCCCUUCACGACAUCACCAACGACUCCCCCGUCGUCGGCCUCGCCGCGGGCAGCCUCCACGCCACCGACACCACCCCCGCCAAGACCCGCCGCAGGGCCCCGCGCUGCACGCCAGGCUCCGGGGAGGCGCUCCUGCGCGGCCAGGUCAAGGCGCUCCUGCACAAGGUCGACGAGGAGCAGGGCUGCGCCGCCGCCGGCGCCCUCGUCAGGCCCAAGCGCAUCCAGGCGCUGCUCGGGGUCUCCAGGUCCCCGGCCCAGCUUCUUGCGCCCACGCCGGCCAACACGCCGCAGAUCGGCCCCGUCUCCGCGCCCAGGGAAGGCGUCGGGCUGCAUGACGGCGCCACCGUCGUGCCCUGCGUCCUCGACGAAGAGGAACUGCUGAUUCCUAAGCUUCAGGUCAUUGCAGGUUCCAUCCCUCCACCUCAGCCAGAGGAGAAGUUGGGCGAGUGCCAGCUGAACCGUGCGCUGGUGUUCGACGACUCCCCGGACAAUUCCGACGAGUCCAGCGGAUCAGCCGUCCCAUCAUCCGUCUCCCUCCAGGAGGGCAGCGCCGGGAAGACAUCGUCACCUGAGGAGGGUGACAGCUCCUCAGCCUGGUCCACUCAGGUCCAUGCCAGCUCCGAGAAGGGCGAUCAAGAAGAGCUGGACGUGGAGGAGCUGGCGGCAGAUUACACUGAAGAAGAGGAGGAGUUCGAGGAGGAGGAUGACUGGGAAGAAGACAGCGAUGACGGCUGCUACGAUGAUCUGUGCGAUGAGAUGAGCCGGAUGACCGUGUUGGAUGAAGGGGAGAAGAAGACCGGGCUGCCGCAGUUCGAGGGGAAGCACACCAGGUUCAUCUACAACAGUGACGACGAGAUCGAGCGGGAGGAGGUGGCCGAUGCGGCUGAAGCUAGGGCGGAGCUCGGCGCACUGAUGCUCAGGGGGCUGCCGGUGCCGGAGGGGAGGCACCUACGCUUCCACGACGACGAGGAUGACGAGGAAUAAGAAUGUUCAGAUUGGGUAUCGGCAGUGGUUGUCUUUCCCUGACACCAGCCAGCCAAAAUUCAUCAUGGGAGCUUUGUUUCUACAAUCGGGUACAGGGAGCAAAUAGCUCUUUUGCCAAUUCACAACUCAACUCUUCUGAAAUGAAACAUAGUACUAUUUCCUGGUUACUUAGGUCUUGUUUGGUUAUUUCAAUGUCACGUGGAUUAAUGUGUAUUAAAAUAAAUUGAGAUGUAUUUGCUAUGGAUUUAAAUCGACUAAAUAUCACUCAAUCUACAUA
This is a messenger RNA of Zea mays, 1670 nucleotides long. RefSeq lists its product as uncharacterized. The transcript has 3 exons. The record is from RefSeq and is a predicted model, not a curated record. Lineage: Eukaryota; Viridiplantae; Streptophyta; Magnoliopsida; Poales; Poaceae. The coding region runs from base 260 to 1393 and encodes 377 amino acids.